AUGUUUCUUCUCUUGAUUGAAUAUCAUGAAAGGCGAAAAUUGAUCAAAUUAUCGAAAACGAUCGUUAUUCGAUUUUUUCUAUUCUUCGCUUUACUGGGAAAAGUCUCAUCAAUCGGUCUGAAUCGGGUGCAAAACGCUGAGCUGAAACAUGUUGUGCCGAGGCAGUUAUCGAGAGCAAAUCUUCACGUUCUCCAGGUUUCUGUGCAAAAUAUUUCGGAUUUUUUAAGUUCUUUGAAUCGAGGAGACUCAAGUGAACAAAAUGGAUUGAUGGCAACGGAAACUGAGAAAAUUUCAUCAAAAACGAGUUCGAUAUCGAAAGAGGUGAAUUCGUUGAGGAAAGUUGCUCCGAUUAAAGUAUCAAAUCGAAUUUUUGAACGCCCUUUGUCUACAGUGAUUAAAGAGGAAAAACUUCGAUUUGUCGUUGUGCCCGAGCUUCAACAGGAUCUCACAAUUUAUCAACACUUCUCGUUGACGGGAGCUCGAGCAUUGUUGAAAAGUCAGAUGAAACCAAUAGUGAUCAUUCCGAAACACUCCAAAACGCAGCCGGGAAUGGUCAUUGGAACGGUAAAACUUCCCGUUAUGCCUUCGAUUUCUGUGAUCGAUGACGAAUUGCCUUUUGGAACUGAAAUUUUCAUGAAUCGUUUAAAACAUCGCCGAAAAAAGUUUAUUCUGUCGGAAAUUCGAAAA
This is a messenger RNA of Mesorhabditis belari, 687 nucleotides long. Lineage: Eukaryota; Metazoa; Nematoda; Chromadorea; Rhabditida; Rhabditidae. The record is from the annotation of a GenBank genome assembly.